Messenger RNA from Chaetomium strumarium, 2206 nucleotides. RefSeq names its product pyridoxal phosphate-dependent transferase. Bases 272 to 2065 code for a protein of 597 amino acids. The transcript has 4 exons. The record is from RefSeq and is a predicted model, not a curated record. Gene Ontology annotation, biological process: transsulfuration. Gene Ontology annotation, molecular function: pyridoxal phosphate binding; cystathionine gamma-synthase activity. NCBI's taxonomy places the organism in Eukaryota, Fungi, Ascomycota, Sordariomycetes, Sordariales, Chaetomiaceae.
UGUGAAUUCAUAUGAGCCUCUCACUCAGCUCGGACAAGUAGCCACAUCUGAGUGCCGCUAUAGGUAAUCGAGAACGGAUCGCGAGUCCGAGAGGCGAGGAACGAUCCGAGUCUUUCUUUCAGUUCCUUAAAAGCUGUGGAACCUUCGUUCAUCAAGCUCUCAUUCAUCUCCUCUCAUCUCAUCCCUCAUUGCUCCUGGGCAGUACCUAGCAAAAAAGCAGAAACCAAAAGUCAUAGUGAGACAACAACGCCCCCAAUAACCUGAAAACAAAAUGCCUGUCAAAGUCAUCAACACCGAGCUGGGCCACUCCCUGCCCCCGGAAGCGCCGCACAACAUCACCUUCCAUGUGCCCGGCUGGGAAAAUGCCACGGCGCAGCGCCGCCCGGGGCCCCGAUUCUUCGAACUCCUGAGCAAGGUGGUCACCAUCUACCCGCGCUUCGGGCCCUGGGCCCAAGUGCGCCAGCUCGCAACCCUCGUCCACAGCGUGCUCUCCCUCCCCGAAACCCACGCGGCCCUCCUCUUCACGCACCCGGACUGCUUCGCCACCGUACAGCAGUAUGCUGCCUCGCCCCGCCGCAAGCCAGAGCACCGCAUCCCGCCAGAGGCGCUCCUCUUCCGGGCGGUCGACAUCCCCCUGACACCACCAGCACCACUAGCAGAUGAAGUCGUCGUCGUGCGGCUGUAUGUGGUCGCCCACCCGCAGGGGCCUGCCGCCCCGGGGGCGCUGGGGGUGUGGCAGAACUAUGGCACGGGGAUCUCGUCGCGGCUGGCGGAGGCGCUGAUCCCGGCUGUGGAAAGGGGGGAGGCGAAAGUGGUGGAUUGGCGGGCCGAUGGGAAUGUUUUGGAGAAGGUUCCGGUUCCGGAAAGUAACGUUGGGCUGCUGCCGCUCCGAGAGGCGCAUCGCGGUUUGAGGGAGAGGAUUGCGGGUUUGGUUGGGGGCGCGGGGAGGAAGAAGGCAGUGGCGGCGGUGGGCGAGGGGGAUGUGUUUCUGUAUCCGACGGGUAUGGCGGCCAUUUAUAGGCUGCAUAAGGCCAUGGUGGAGGUUAGGGGGCCUAGUAGCACCGUUGUGGUGCUGGGCUCGGUGUUUCAUAGUACUUGGCAUUUGUUCGAGGAGAGCGAAGGGGGCAUGAAGCAGUUUGGGCGGUGCGAUGCGGAGAGUGGCGUGAUGGAGGCGCUGGAAAGCUGGUUGGAGGGGGAGAAGGCGGCCGGCAGGAAGGUGGGCUACAUCUUCGCCGAGUUUCCGAGCAACCCUAUCCUGGUGAGCGUGGAUUUGAGGAGGCUGAGGGAGGUGGCCGACAAGUACGAAGUCCCCGUCGUGAUCGAUGACACGAUCGGCUCCUUCUGCAACGUCGACGUCUCCCUCGUAGCAGAUGUGAUCAUGACCUCCAUCACCAAGUCUCUGAGCGGAUACGCCAAUGUAAUGGGCGGCUCCCUCGUCCUCCCACCCUCCUCGCGAUACUACCCGGCCAUCAAAGCCACCCUACAAACCCAGUUCCGCAACGAGUACUUCCACGCCGACGCCGCCAAGCUGCUCUCCAACUCGGCCGACUACCUCGCCCGCUCGGCCAUCCUCAACCGCAACGCCCUCCGCCUCGCCACCUUCCUGCACACCCACUCGGUCGCCUUCUUCCCGGCCACCUCCCCCGUGAAAGCGGUGCUCUACCCGCCCUUCACCGACACCAAGCCCAACUACGACGCCAUGAUGCUGGGCCCCCCCUCGGCCUCACCAGAACCAGGCUUCACACCGGGCUACGGCUGUCUCCUGUCGAUAGAAUUCACGUCGCUCCCGGUCGCGCGCGCCUUCUUCGACGCCCUGUCGGUGCACCACGGUCCGCACCUGGGUGCGCACCACACGCUGGCCUUCCCGUUCAACGACGCCAUCUGGGGCGCGGACCCGGAGACGGCGGCGCAUCAGGAGAGUAUCGGCGCGAGGCGGCAGCAGGUGAGGGUGAGCGUGGGGUUGGAGGACGAGGAGACGCUGGUGGAUACCUUUGCUGCGGCGCUGCGGGUUGCCGAGGCGGCGAGGCGGAAAGAGGAGGAGGAGGAAGGGAAUGUGCCGAAUUAGAUGAAUGAGCAAGCAACCAGAAUGCGGGGGGAAAGAGGAUGAAGAUACUGCGAAAAAUGCAUUGAAUUUGCAUUGUUGUGCCUUUGCUAGCUAAAGGGAGCAUAGCGCUUUCCACUACAAAUCAACCAUGUAUAUGAUGGC